AACCGGAUAGGUUGCCGCUUUGGGGGGGAACCUCGCCCCACAUACGCAGAGAGGCAAGUUCAAUGAUUAACGUCAAACUAAAAGCACACGUCGCCUCGGCGUUGACAACAACCUGCCGUUGCCAUGAUGACAGCGGUUGUCAUGACAACAGUCAACAGCUAACGCUGCUGGCGGCGUGUUGAAAUUUCAUAAGCAUUAGGAUACUGAAUCGCGCUAUGUAAUGGCAGACUGAAUGCUCUUUUGAGAAAGCCUCUCGGACGUGAAAUGUCAGAAUUCGAUUGUCGGUACACCCGGCGAAAAGCUGGAACGAUGUCAAUUUAUGAGUAUAUAAUCGCUGAAGACGACGACGACGAUUCAGCGACAGCAGAGUUCAGAGCAGCCGUGGACGGUAGGUGAUUGAGAGAUCGAGUUUGUGACUGUCACCCAUAAUGAAAAGUUAAGCCAGUGUGUAACACAUCAGCAGAAACCAUGUCGGCGAUCCAUCCACGCUGGAAAUCUUCCAAGUCCGACAAACAACGCACAGUACGUUCUUCGAGUGCCGCAUCUUUUCGAUCUCCUAAAAAGUCCAAUAAAGUUCAGCCCGCCUGGCAUAUCCCGCAGGAAAUUGAUAAACUGACUGUUGAGAAUCCUGAUGGAAGUGUCGGAGACGAUCUGAACAACACUGAAGAUGUUUUGGAGAAGACCGGACACGGAUUGGGAGGAAAAAAAGCAAAAGAAAGCGGUAAUGGAACCAAAGGAAGACGGGUCAACUCCGGGCGAGCAUUGACAGGGAAAAGAGCAAAAGAGAACUGUAAGGAAGCCAGAGAAAGAAACCUCCAACUCUGCAUGCCUCUUGUGCGUUGGAUGGUGCAUUUUAUGCUGUUGAUCCUGCUCGCCCAGCAGCUCCACUCUCAGUACCAGGUGUACCGUUCGCAACCAGUCACCACAACCAUCCAGCAAACGCUUGCUCCGUUCCCCAGAAUAACACUCUGUCCAGGCUCCAUGAUCACAGACACGAAAAUCCUCAGCGAUGCCGAAAAGGAUCUCAAGGAAGGUAAAAUCACACUGGAUGAGUUCUACAAUAGGACGACGUUGGAGAUCCUGGAAACUUACGAUAAUUCCGACAAUUACAUUCUCCUUCAUUCCAGCUCAACCUCCUAUUGGACAGUCAAGCGUCAAAAGUUUCCAGAGGCGAGCAAGCUUGGUCACUGGCAAACAAAGUACUACUUGACUAUAACAGAGGCAAGCGAUGAGCUCAACCCGACUCGCUGCUUGACGCUGCAGCCAAGUAAGCUUCUCAUGGAUAGCGCCAAUGAAAACAGCCAACUGGAGAUUCUCCUAAAGAUUCCGUCAGUGUUUAGCAGCGAAGAGGUGGCCUACCGCCUCUAUGUCCAUGACACUGAGGAACCAAACGUCGGCGAUCUCUUGGCUUCAGAGCUCGGAAGUGUCCAUCAGACGACCUCUGUCAACCUGCCCGCAAAGAAAGCUCUCUCCAUGCGACUCACCGCACGGCAGUUUAACCUCGCCAACGUUUGGCGUCGCCCGUGUCGGCAGGAGCCCGGCUACUCUGCCAUCCAGUGUCUGAAAGAGUGUCUGUGGCAUCGUCUGGCGGCCAACAUCUCCUGCCGGCUGCCGCACAUGGUCCACGCCAAGACGUAUCUUCCCGACAUGAGCGGACCCCUUGACCACCUGCCGCUUUGCACGCGGACUGUGCAGAUGAAAUCCAGUGAAGAGCGAAGUCACCAGUAUAUGCUAAGGCUCUGUAAGACAGUCGAAGAAGAAUGCGUGUGGUACGACGAAGCGUGGUAUAGACCGAGUAACCUGGAGCCGCAGGAGGACUCCUGGUUCGCAGGUUUCUUGGGGCUGAGAAAGCGUGAGGUAGAUCCCGCAACCAUGGAUAACACUACCGGCAACUCCGAAAACCCGACACCAAGUUCCAAAAAGCCAGCAAUAAACGCCAAGGACCGAGCAGCAGGCGCCAAGAACCCAGCAACAAGCGCCAAGAACCCAGCAACAAGCGCCAAGAAACCAAGGUCUCGCGCCAAGAGGUCAACAACUCAAACUAAAAAGCCAACAUCCCGCACUAAAAAGACAAACCGGCGUACACCAAACACCCAGAGAAAGUUCGCCAGACUGGACGACGGAGUCCCAACGCGCUGCCCUCGCCCAGAGGAAUUCCACUACAUGCUCGAAGACAGCCUCCUCACGAAGACGCACGGCUGCGACUGUCCUCCGGCCUGCCACCAGACUUCCUACCACCUCUCCGACUGGUCGCUAGCCUCUAGCAACACUAUCGUUCCUGACAACUACGGUACUCAGCUCAACUCAGAUCAAGACUGCCAAACGAAACUUACCCUGGCGAUCGACCUCAGUGCGGAUGAAGUCAAUGAAGAUAUCGUGUUCACGCUCCCGACGCUGCUGGCCAACGUUGGUGGAACGGUUGGGAUUGUGACGGGCUAUUCUUUGUUCACUCUUGCUGAAGUUGUGGAGAAUCUGGUGUGGAGGCUUGGAAGGAAAUGAGAGGUCAGCGAUACAGCUGCGGGUCGAUCCAGCUUGUUGUCCUGGCUGUCUUUGCCAUAUCAAAUCACGUCGUACUUGUGACGUGCCUUUGUCUUGUGUUUGUCGCCUCCAGAAUCGUGCAUUUGAAAUCCCUUUGUCGUCCCCGUCAUGUGUCUUUGUUGUUUCUUCGACAUAUAUUUGUUGUGCCUU
Amphibalanus amphitrite is the source of this 2688-nucleotide messenger RNA. RefSeq lists its product as uncharacterized. The coding region runs from base 469 to 2499 and encodes 676 amino acids. The record is from RefSeq and is a predicted model, not a curated record. Lineage: Eukaryota; Metazoa; Arthropoda; Thecostraca; Balanomorpha; Balanidae. Gene Ontology annotation, biological process: sodium ion transmembrane transport. Gene Ontology annotation, cellular component: membrane. The transcript has 2 exons. Gene Ontology annotation, molecular function: ligand-gated sodium channel activity.